GGCCCGGCGGCGCGCGGCGGUGACGCGACGGGGGGGGGUCCUGGGGCCGCCGCCAUGGCCGGGGUUUUCGACAUCGACCUGGAGACAGAGGAGGGCAGCGAGGGGGAGGAGCCGGAGUUGGGCGCGGAGAUGGACUUGGAGCUGCGGGGCAAUGGCCUGGAGCCCGUGGGGCACUACGAAGAGAUUGAGAUCUCGGAGAGCAGUGUCAACAAUGGUCCCGAGCGCAUCGGCCCCCACUGCUUCGAGCUGCUGCGUGUCCUGGGCAAAGGUGGCUAUGGCAAGGUCUUCCAGGUGCGGAAAGUGCAGGGCACAAAUGCAGGGAGAAUCUUUGCCAUGAAGGUCUUGAAGAAGGCUAAGAUUGCCUGCAAUGCCAAGGACACGGCUCACACCAAGGCCGAGAGGAACAUCCUAGAGGCCAUCAAGCACCCCUUCAUCGUGGACCUGAUCUACGCCUUCCAGACAGGCGGCAAGCUCUACCUCAUCCUGGAGUGCCUGAGUGGCGGAGAACUCUUCAUGCAGCUGGAACGGGAGGGCAUCUUCCUGGAGGACACAGCAUGCUUCUACCUAAGUGAGAUCACGCUGGCCCUGGGCCACCUCCACUCCAAUGGGAUCAUCUACCGGGACCUCAAGCCAGAGAACAUCAUGUUGAAUAGCCAAGGGCACAUCAAAUUGACGGACUUUGGGCUGUGCAAGGAGUCCAUCCAUGAUGGAGCUGUCACCCAUACUUUCUGUGGCACCAUUGAGUACAUGGCUCCAGAGAUCCUGGUGCGGAGCGGGCAUAACCGUGCUGUGGAUUGGUGGAGCCUUGGGGCCUUGAUGUAUGACAUGCUCACUGGAUCGCCGCCCUUUACUGCAGAGAACCGAAAGAAAACCAUUGACAAGAUCCUGAAGGGCAAGCUGGUCCUGCCACCCUACCUGACCCCUGAUGCCCGUGACCUGCUCAAGAAGUUCCUCAAGAGAAACCCCGGCCAAAGAAUCGGGGGAGGGGCAGGCGAUGCGGCUGAUGUGCAGAAACAGCCAUUCUUCCGGCACGUCAAUUGGGAUGACCUGCUGGCACGGAAGUUGGACCCACCCUUCAAGCCCUGCCUGCAAUCAGAUGAUGACGUCAGCCAGUUCGACACCCGUUUCACUCGCCAGACUCCCGUGGACAGCCCUGAUGAUGCCUCCAUCAGCGAGAGUGCCAACCAGGCCUUCCUGGGAUUCACCUAUGUGGCCCCAUCGGUGCUGGAGAGCAUUAAGGAGGGCUUCUCUUUCCAGCCCAAGGUGCGCUCCCCUCGCCGCCUCAACAGCAGUCCCAGGACACCUGUAAGCCCUGUGAAGUUCUCUCCCUUUGAGGCCUUCAAGCCCAGCCCCACCACAGAGCCCAUGGAGCUGGGGUCCACACUGCCUCUGCCCCCCGCAGAGGGCACAGCACCCCUGCCCAUCAAGACCCCGGCAGGUGCCAAGAAACAGAAGGGGGGCCGAGGCCGGGUGCCGAGGUAGCUGUGGGGGAGGGAGGAAGCAGCAUCCCUGCCUGGGCAGGAGGCUCAGCGUGGGCUGGCAUGAGGAGCCCUGUAGGGGUGGUUCCCCGUGCAGGUGCCUGGCCCAUCGGUGACUCGUGAGGGGGGUGUGUGACCCUCGGGACCUGGGUGGGGCUCGUGGGGCACUGGGGCCCCCAGCCCAGAUGGACUUGGAAGGAGAUGCUUGCAGUGCUGUGCUUCUCUGGCCCGGGGGGGGCCCAGCUUUGGGCGGGUGGGAUGGGUGCAUUCGGGGUUGGGCACAUGCCCUGGAUGCCCCUCUCCCCAUCAUCCCCUGGGCUAUGACCUUUGCCUUGGGGCUCGUAACCCUUCACUUGGUGCUCAGUUUUUAUUGCUGCAAAUCAUGGUUGUGUGCUGGGGAGACAGGAGCUGGCAUGUGGGUGGGGAAGGGUGGGAAGGGGACUGAUGGUAGGGAGCCGCAUGAGGUAUGAGCGUGAGCUUUGUGUGUGUAGGCAUGAGUGAGCUUCGUGUGUGUGUGUGUGUGUGGGGUGGGGAGUUGUAUGCGAGCAGGGGUGGUAGGGUGUGUGUGUGUGCAGGGGUAGGGGUAAGGUAGGAUGGGUACUGGGCUCUGACCUGGGCG
Messenger RNA from Alligator sinensis (Chinese alligator), 2097 nucleotides. RefSeq names its product ribosomal protein S6 kinase B2 (gene RPS6KB2). Gene Ontology annotation, biological process: signal transduction; protein phosphorylation. The transcript is spliced from 15 exons. Gene Ontology annotation, molecular function: protein serine/threonine kinase activity; ATP binding. Lineage: Eukaryota; Metazoa; Chordata; Crocodylia; Alligatoridae. The record is from RefSeq and is a predicted model, not a curated record. Bases 55 to 1482 code for a protein of 475 amino acids.